AUGAACCCCGGCGGUCAACGUACGGCCUUGGAUUUCAUCGCGCCGGCGCUUCUUUUCAUAGUGAGUUUCGAAGAAUCGAACUUCACAAAUUUUUUAAUGAUCAUAAGGAAACAAAGGCCUAUAUGUUACUUUGAAUAUUUAUAAAAAGUAAGUAUCCUCUCAGAAAUUUCCCUGCACUUUGGAGCUUCGUUUCUGUGCUUUAAAAAUCAAGAUAUAUUUUUCAGGACGGCGUCAUCGGAAUCGCUGCCAAUGGGGCGCUUUUAGUGCUGCUUUCCAAAGAGACCAUGACGUCAUUUUCGGUCGUCUGCUGGGUCCGAGCCUUCGUCAACCUCGUCAUCCUUCUUCUGGUCUUUGUCAUCGACAACGCGCCUGCUGCCUUUCUGUAAUAUUUAUUUCAUUUUCGCAAAAUAUUCAUCAAACCCUACGAGAUCAAAAGACGCUGUAGUCCGGUCUGUAAAUUAGCAAUUUCUUCAAGAAUCAGCAAAAAGUUUCUAAACUCAUUGUCUGCUGCAUGGAGGAAAGUAAUUUUUUAAGGCUAAGGUAAAAAUUUAGGUAAUUCAUCCUUCUUCUGGUUUUGGUCGUUGACAACACACUUUUCGUAGAACCUGUAGUCAAACCCAAGAAGAUUUGAUUUCUUCAAAAACCGAUUUAAGAAGAUUAAAUAUUUUAAACUUCGACCAAAAGUUUUUUUGCUUCUACUUUGAGAACUACUGUAUUGACGGAAGUAGAUUUUUUUCCGUCAGCAAAGCCAAAAAAAUAUAGAUAAUUACAUACAGCUUGAGAGGCACUUCUCGUACUUAUUUUUGGGAUGGGAAAAGUUCGAAGGAUCACAAAACUUUGCUUCGGCUGAGCCGGUUUCAUUAAACAAUAAAUUAUGCUCGAAAAAUAGAGAAAUCUAUCAGAUCUAGAUGUAUCAAGAAGUGUAAAUAAAGAACUAAAACCAAAAUUGGAAUAUAUUAAAAGGUAAACGGCGUGUUUUAUUUUCGAAUAAAAACGAGAAACUGAAGCUUUUAAAAAUGUAUAAGAUAACUUACGAGCUGGAUGUAAAUCAAACCAUAGAAAUGAUUGAGGAACUUUUUAGGGGCAAGUCGCUGCUGCCAGAAAUCGUGGAAACAUUCAUUUACGCAGUGGCGCUGCUCGUCUACAUGAUCAACCAAGUCACGUCCCUGUUCAUCGCCGUAAAUCGUUGCACUUCCGUGUUUUUCCCGAUGCACUUCGAGAAAGUCUUCCGCGUCAGUGUCACUGUGGUAAGCUUCGAAAAAGUCAUUUCCUUUAGUUUAGUUCGACGAUUAUCAGUUAUAACUAACUGGUAAUUUUAGUUCCUAUGAAAUUACGAGGUUUCAGACUACAAUGAUUCAAAAUAGCUUUUCCUUUCAUUUUAAAAGAUAUGUCUGAAAUUAAUAACUUAAACGUUUGUACUUUCCGAGCAAAAAGUAAUUUUAUUUACCCCUUCGAAUUACUGCUUCAGAUAGAUGUAAAAAAUAAUGUUUACGGUCCUAAUAAUGCCCAUUUUCGGACAUGCCAUUAGACAUAGUCAUUCUCGUUAAAAACCAGCGAAACUUAUCAUAAAAAAGAAGGGAAUUGGUGGAUAAACAUAUGCAUUUAGAUGUUGAAAAAAGCCAAAAAAAAACAUCCAAGUUUCGGAAGAAACAUCUGCUUUUUUGCAGAAUAAAAUGUUUUUAUUAGAACUUUGACGACUUUGAAAUGAGUUGGUUUUAGGUAAUACUUUUUUUGCUCUACGGGAAUGCUGUUCGUGUAGGUGUUUCGAAUUUUAUUAUGAGUAGGUUUGAAAUGUGUGGAAUUUUCUUAUAACAAUCUUCAGAGCAAUCCUACAAUCCGCCUUGUCGCACACUUUUUCUCAGAGAGGAAAUGACCUGGGCGUCGAUACCUGCAGAAACUUGUUCCGAGGUUUUCCCAGCUUCUCUGCGCGAAUCGAAUUGAAAAAAAAGCAAUAUUCAGGACAUGGAGCAGAUGUUGAGACAGGGAAUAACGGUAGGGGCAUUUCUUUUUUUUAUCAAUCUUAUAACCUUCGGGAAGAUCGUCCAUUUUCAUUAUGUGAGCUGAUUUUGAAAGCGUCGAUUAACUAUAAUUAUUUCAAGACGAACAGAAUCGAUAACCAGACUUCUAAUAAACGAAUCCGCAAUAACAUUCUCCUGUGGUUCCAAGUGAGCAGUCUAGAAUGAGCUUCAUCUUCCGAGGAUUUUCAGACGAUUCUGCAAGAUUUGCUUUACACCACGGACUUUGUCUUCACGGCCAUUUUCGGGUUCUUCGGUUGAUCUUUUUGAGCUGACGUUGGUAGUUUUAGGCCUAUGAUGAAUGAAAGGUGGUGGGCGUUUCUGUCCUAUACCUUCAUUUGGGAAAACGUUCUGACUUUUGAUGGGUUAGUUUGGAAAUCAUUAUGAUCAAGAAAAUAUAUUUAAGGAUCGUCAUGAUAUUGUUCAGCAGAGGAGCUGAACCAUUUCGAAAUAGAAUGCAUCGUUUUUUAUAUAACAAACCAAAAAUUCCACCGUCUCAUUCAAUAAGCGGACGAUGGUUCGGCGCCUGAAAGAAGAAAUUUGCGAUUAAAUUUUUGAACUCCUUAUCAAGAAUAUUCAAAAUUUUCGCUGGAGAGAGUAUCAGAAUAUAUUCAUGGAAAAUCGUUUGUGAAUUUUGGGUCCAUUUUUUUACUUCAUGAACUAAAGAGAAAAAGUGGCCACAGAAAAAAAAAUUUUUUUAUCAGAAAUAAAUCUUGAAUAUCGUGUUGAUCAGCUCGAAAGAAACUUCAAAAAAAUUUUUCACUUUUUUUCUUAAAUGUCUAAACUCUAAAGUUAAGUUUUUCGAUAUAUCUGUGAAAAAAACCUUGUUACCGGGAGAAAUUUUUUUCCGAACGCAUACAAUAUCCACGAAAAAAAGUUGCAAACUAUAUAUAUUUAACAAAUUUAAAUGCAAGGUGGAAUGGUUCUGAAACCAGUGAUUACCUGAGGAAAAUGGGCGUAACAAUAAGAUUCAGCUUCCUCAGCUGAGAUGAGAACUUCUUGAUGUAGAAGAUCGAUUUUUCAUUUAUUUUAUCACAGAUUCAGAUUUGAGCUGCUUUCAUUUAUUAAUCCAUGAAACUUCUGCGAAAUGGCAUGAAAAAGGCCACUUGUCGACCUUUCCGACUUUUUUCGAGCUUUUUUUCUGCUUCUCACGUCACUUUUUUUUGAUUCAGUAAACUCAAUGAACCUCAGCGUCACUCAUCAACGUUCGGCACUGGAUUUCAUUGCACCGGCGCUCCUUUUUAUAGUUCGUUUUUUUUUUCACAUGCCUGAUCUUGAAGUGAGAUAGCUGACCGUCUAAAAAGUUCGUAUUUACUUUUCUUCUAAGUUCAUCGGAAAUUUUUCAUAUUCCCUGAUUUGAGUUUUCAUGCUUUUCUAAACUUUUCUAAGGUUGAGGCUUCGUGGAACUCAAAAGCUGCUCUGAAUAUGAAAAAUCGGACUAAUUUCAGGAGAAGUUGGAAGAAAUGGGGAGAUUUAUAUUCUUUCGUUAAUUCCAAAAAUAUGAAGAUUUGAUUCUUUUCGUUUGCCCGUACUGUUUUGCUGAUAGUCAGAGGAUGAUUUUAAAAGGUCACUUCAUCCUCUAAGUUUCGCUUCAAACUCUGAGACAGCUCGGAUCUUCUUAAUGCAAACCGGACUUGAAUCGACGUGUCGGAGCAUUUCUAGUGACUACUUCAGUAGUGUCAGCACUCUUAAGUGAUCUCUAGAAUUGCUCAGAAACGUCCGGUUUUGUUACGGAGGUCCGAUGAAGCAAGGGAAUCAUAGCCUUGGUUCGAUAGAGCGAUCUUGUGAAACUAUCGUUGAAGGAAGAUUUCAUUUUACAGGACGGCAUCAUCGGAAUCGCUGCCAAUGGAGCGCUUUUGGUGUUGCUUUCCAAAGAGACCAUGACGUCAUUUUCGGUCGUCUGCUGGGUCCGAGCCUUCGUCAACCUCGUCAUCCUUCUUCUGGUCUUUGUCAUCGACAACGCGCCUGCCGCCUUUCUGUACAUCUUUUAAUUUUUUAAAACUCUUUUUGAGGAACUUGAAGGUUAGGACAAGCUGUAAUCCAUGCAGGAAGGUUUGAUUCCUUUAGGAACAAGUUUUUUUCAAAGAAAAUGGAUAAUUUUCUUAGGCAUUGAGCAAAACUUCAACUGUGAGAACUACUGUAUUGACGGAAGUAGAUUUUUCCGUCAGCAAAGCCAAAAAUAUAGAUAAUUACAUACAGCUUGAGAGGCACUUCUCGUACCUAUUUUGGGAUGGGAAAAGUUCGAAGGAUCACAAAACUUGGCAUUAGACCGCCGAUUUUUGCCAACUGGUUUUUAUUCAUCAAGAAGGCCUGGAUGUGUGUCUCAAUAAUUGUUUCAGAAACUAAAUAAGAAGUCAAAGUUUUGUUCUUCCCUAUCUUGAAGUUCGGAAGAACGUCUGGAUUUUGUAAAACAGUGUUUCAGUAUUUUUUUAUUGUAAAAAAAGUUUUUUUAUAAAAAAGCUAAUUAAUUAGGUACCUUGGAUCUGGCGAAGACGUUAUAUAUACUCUUGAGUUGCUCAAAAUGAAGUCUUUCAAAACUUCCUGUUCAUCUAGAGCGUCUAUAGACUCUAUCGAGAACAAAGCAUGAAAGUUUAAAGAAUCAAAAAACUUUCUGUGAGUGAUUGAUAAAGUUUUGAAUGUCAGAGGCAAAUCGCUACUGCCAGAAAUCGUGGAAACAUUCAUUUACGCAGUGGCGCUGCUCGUCUACAUGAUAAACCAAGUCACGUCCCUGUUCAUCGCCGUAAAUCGCUGCACUUCCGUAUUUUUCCCGAUGCACUUCGAGAAAGUCUUCCGCGUCAGUGUCACUGUGGUAAUCAACAGCUUUUUUCAAUCAUUGAACUUAGACUGAAUUCUAGACUAAAACUGUUACGUUUUACUUAACUUUUUAAGAAACGAACUUUCCAAUAAAAUUUGGGGAAUUUUUUUUUUGAGUUAACUUUAUUUGCUCAGGUUGUACUGGUAUUAAUGUACGGGCAUGCUACUGUGACAUCUGUUUCGGGAUUCAUAAUGAGUAAGUUUAGAUUUUUCCAAAAAAAUAAAAUGACAACUUUAUAAAGAGCAAUCCUACAAUCCGCCUUGUCGCACACUUUUUCUGAGUCAGGAAAUGACCUGGGUAUCGAUACCUGCAGAAACUUGUUCUGAGGUUUACUCAGCUUCUUCUCUGAGCAAAUGGAAAAUAUUCAGAACUUGGAGACGAUGUUGAGUCAAGGAAUAACGGUCGGUGCCAUUCUUUUCGUCAUCAAUGUCAUCACUUUUGGGAAAAUCAUCCAUUUUCAUUAUGUGAGCUACUUAUAAAAAGGCAAUUUUAUAAACUUAUUUUAGACAAAUAGCAUUGAUGAUCAAAUUUCAAACAAAAGAAUUCGCAGAAACAUUCUCCUGUGGUUCCAGGUGAGCAGUCAAAACGAAGCUUCAUUUUUGGAGGCCUUUUUAGACAAUUUUGCAAGAUUUUCUCUUCACCACGGACUUCGUCUUCACGGCCAUUUUCGGGUUCUUGCUACUCGUUUUCAUUUUUUGA
This is a messenger RNA of Caenorhabditis auriculariae, 5529 nucleotides long. Lineage: Eukaryota; Metazoa; Nematoda; Chromadorea; Rhabditida; Rhabditidae. The record is from the annotation of a GenBank genome assembly.